Molecule: messenger RNA, 2688 nt
Organism: Nerophis lumbriciformis (worm pipefish)
Lineage: Eukaryota; Metazoa; Chordata; Actinopteri; Syngnathiformes; Syngnathidae
Source: RefSeq, a predicted model, not a curated record
AUGAGCUUCUGCAUCUAUGUGGAAAUGAACUUCUGGUUCAGAGUGCUGGAGCAGCUCCUCAUGGAGCUCCACCACUUCCUGCUCAUCCUGGACAAAGAGACCUUGAGCGGCAACGCCACCGUCCACAAGGGAUUGCUAGCCGACCUGCUCCAGUCCUACGGCACAUCCAACGGUGCGGACGAGGAGUACAUCUACAUGAAUAAAGUGGUCGUCGGUAGCAAAGAAAAACAAGAAAAAGAUGAGACCGCAGAUGUCCCAGUCAAUGGAAAAGCGUCCAAACAUUCACCCGUCCCGCAGAAGAGCCUUCCCGAUCUGCCACCUCCCAGAACAGACUCCGUGACUCGGGAACCCUUCCCGCUGCCCGCCGUUAAGGCGCCGAGCUGCUCGGAAGCGUCGGAGAGUUACUACGAGGAGGCUCAGCCCUAUGAGGAAACGGUUAAUGGAAGUCGACAGUCUUUGCCUCGACUUUUUUCCUCUUCACUUCCACGUACUCUCUCUCUUUCUCACCUCCCAGACGACGGCGAAGCGGUCAGCAGUUCCUACGAGUCCUACGACGAAGAGGAAGCGACCACCGGGGGGAAGUCGCCGUGGGCGCAACACCGCUGGCCGUCCGCCGAGGCGUCCAUCGAGCUGAUGAAGGACGCUCGCAUUUGCGGCUUCUUGUGGAGAAAAAAGUGGCUGGGUCAGUGGGCCAAGCAGCUUUGUGUCAUCCGAGAGCAUCGUCUGCUGUGCUACAAGAGCUCCAAAGAGCAGACCCCCCUGUUGGAUGUAAGCCUGCUGGGGUGCAGCGUCACCUACAAGGAGAAGCAGCCCAAGAGGAAGGAGCACAAGCUGAAGAUCGUCCCCAUGGGAGGCGAGGCCGUCGUGCUGGGGCUUCAGAGCAAGGAGCAGACGGAACAGUGGCUUAAGGUGAUUCAGGAGAUCAGUCCCAAGCCUGGCGAGAAUGGCGACUCGCAGCACUCCGUCUCCGACUCCCCCAGGCUAAUUUGCACGAAGGGGGAGGUCGGCGAGCGGCAUUCGGCGGCGUCAGAAAGCGGAAGCAGCACCGACAGUCACGCUGACGCUCCCGAGAAAGAUGUGAAGAAAAAAUAUAGCGGGGGUUUGAAGCUCAGCAACCUGAUGAACAUCGGGAAGAAAAAAGCCACGUCGUUGGAAAGCGCGGAGAAAUGCGUCGAGACUUCGGGCUACCUCAACGUGCUGGUGAAUAGCCAGUGGCGAACGUGCUGGUGUCUCAUCAAGAACGGUCACUUGUGCUUUUACCAAGACAAGAACAAAAGCAAAGUCAGCCAACCCGCCGUCAAGCUGGAGGGCUGCCAGAUUUGGCCUGACCCAAGCCCGGACCACCUCUACUCUUUCCGGAUAGACAUGAGCGGCACGCAGCUAGCCACCCUAGAGGCCAAGACGUCAGCAGUCAUGGGUCAUUGGUUGGGCCUCUUGCUGUCCCAGACGGGAAGCAAGACGGACCCAGAGGAGCUAACCUAUGACUACGUCAAUGCGGAGAGGAUAGCCAGCAUUGUCAAUGCUGCAAAGACGUCCUUAUACUUGAUGCAGAGGCGCUACUCUGAGCCGAAUACCUACAUCGACGCCCUGCCUUCCAGCCCUCACAACCCGGACGAGCUCUACGACGACGUCGCGUCUAUCACUGAUCCAGAGGAUAUUGUCUCUGGAAGUCUUCCACAGAGUGAAGAAAAUGACCUCGAAACACAAAAUGAAACGUCUGCUGAUGACCCGAACGACCCGCUGGCAGCAGAUGAAGAAGAGUCUGAAGAAAGAGUAUACCUAGACCUAGUACCGGUGCGGUCUUUUUUGCAUACGGUAAGCGGCGGGAAGGAAACCCCUUUACAAGAAACAUCAGGAAACCCUUCGGAGGAACUGAAAGAGCCUUCGAGCCAAGAUAAAGAGGUCAGCCCAAAUAAGCCGCCGGAACCUGAUCCAGCAACUACUUUAGAUGACUCCAGUUCUGCCAGAGAAGAGCACGCAAACUCCAAGACCCCGCCGCCUAUCCAGGAGCCCCCCAAGAGGACUUCGACUUCCUCUGGGCUCUCCAAAGUCUUGACUCUUCCCACAAACACUGGUUUUCCUGUCAGUCCUCAACCGCUCCGACCCAAAGCCUUUAGCACAGGCUGCCCCGGUGCCGUGGAAGGGAAGCUGGGCAAAAGACGUACAGAGGCCGACUUGUUACGCUACAGCGACGAACGAGAGCGUCUGGAGAGAGAGCGGGAAGAGGUGCGCAGCCGACUGGCUCGCCUGAAAAAGGAACGCAAGGAAACCAAAGAGGAGCUCAACGCCUGUCAAGAUGCUAGGCAGCAGGCCUCCCUUGAAGCCCGUCUGAAGCAAAUGGAGGAUGCCGGUCGAGAAGCUGAGCAGCGACGGGUAGAGGUGGAGUUGCUGCUGGUGGAGGUGAAGGAAAGCCUGAAGAAGGUGGAGGCCGGGCCCUUCACGCUAGGGACCACGGUGGACGGCAGCCACCAAGACACGCCCGCGACAAAAAGCGUCGCCCCGCCCUCUCCCCAAAUAGCGUCGCCACCCCCCUCUGGCCCGGUGUCCGGCGGUCCCGCCGCUGCUGCGAACCCGCCGUCGCCCGUGAAUUCCGCGUCUGCGCUCAAAAACAGACCCGCGUCCAUAAUGGCCACCAAAGGCAAAGUGCUGCAGAAAGCCAAAGAGUGGGAAAGGAAGUCCACCACCUAA